Messenger RNA from Lotus japonicus, 2562 nucleotides. Its product is annotated as potassium transporter 1. Gene Ontology annotation, cellular component: membrane. Bases 171 to 2423 code for a protein of 750 amino acids. Gene Ontology annotation, biological process: potassium ion transmembrane transport. Gene Ontology annotation, molecular function: potassium ion transmembrane transporter activity. The transcript has 9 exons. The record is from RefSeq and is a predicted model, not a curated record. NCBI's taxonomy places the organism in Eukaryota, Viridiplantae, Streptophyta, Magnoliopsida, Fabales, Fabaceae.
CACACACACCACUUGCCUUUCUACUACUUCAGUUCUUCUACUUUUCCAUCCCUGUAUUCUCUGCAUUCUCCCCCUAUAUAUUCUCUGUCUCAUCAUUUUCUUAAUAACUUACCUCAUCCUUGAUCCUGCUAAGGCCUCACUUCUUAGUUCUUACUUCUUACCUUUCAGCCAUGAACCCAUCUGAGCAAUAUGUUGAACAUGGAAUAUCUCAGCAGAAUUUAAAGAGGAAAUCCUGUGCCACUGUUCUAACUCUGGCUUACCAAAGUCUGGGAGUGGUUUAUGGUGAUCUCAGCACUUCCCCUCUUUAUGUUUACAAGACCACAUUCUCAGGGAAAUUGAGACUCAAAGAAGAUGAUGAGGAAAUUUUUGGGGUGCUUUCAUUUAUCUUCUGGACAUUUACCAUUAUUGCUCUCUUCAAAUAUGUUUUCAUUGUGAUGUCUGCUGAUGACAAUGGGGAAGGAGGCACCUUUGCAUUGUACUCACUUCUCUGCCGACACGCGAGGCUAAGCAUUCUACCUAAUCAGCAACCAACAGAUGCGCAGUUGUCUUCUUAUGCAACAGAAAAUUCUGAAGACACAUGGCAGUCUUCUUUUCUAAAGAUGUUCUUCGAAAAGCACCCGAGGUUCCAGAAAGGACUUCUGAUCUUUGUUCUGUUAGGGACCUGUAUGGCAAUUGGUGAUGGUGUGAUUACUCCUGCAAUAUCAGUUCUUUCCGCGGUUUCAGGAGUUCAAGUUAAAAUCAAUCAACUCCAUGACAAUUAUGUUGUUAUAAUCUCAUGUAUUAUUUUAGUGGGCCUUUUCUCCAUUCAGCAUCAUGGGACACACAGAGUUGCCUUCAUGUUUGCCCCAGUUGUUGCAGCAUGGCUUUUGUGUAUCAGUGGUAUUGGUAUAUACAACAUAUUCCACUGGAAUCCGCAAAUAUACCGAGCACUUUCUCCGGUCUAUAUGUUCAGAUUCCUCAAAGCCACUGGUACUGAAGGAUGGAUGUCAUUAAGUGGAGUGGUGCUUUCGAUCACAGGGGUGGAGACAAUGUAUGCUGACUUGGGUCAUUUUUCUGCUCUCUCAAUAAAGAUAGCUUUCACAUGUCUUGUAUAUCCCUGCCUGAUUUUGGCAUACAUGGGAGAGGCUGCAUUUCUCUCUAAGAACCACUCUGACAUUCAAAGAAGUUUCUACAAAGCCAUACCAGAAACUGUAUUUUGGCCAGUUUUCAUAGUGGCCACUCUUGCUGCUGUUAUAGGAAGUCAAGCAGUGAUUUCUGCUACUUUUUCCAUCAUAAGCCAGUGCUGUGCAUUGAAUUGCUUCCCUCGCGUUAAGAUUGUUCAUACUUCAAGCAGAAUUUAUGGGCAGAUUUAUGUCCCAGAAAUUAAUUGGUUAUUAAUGUGCCUUUGUUUAGCUGUCACAAUUGGCCUAAGGGAUACAAACAUGAUGGGUCAUGCAUAUGGGCUGGCUAUCACAACUGUUAUGUUUGUGACAACAUGCUUGAUGACACUAGUGAUUGUGAUUGUGUGGAAGCAAGGGAUAAUAAAAGCCCUUGCAUGUUUGCUCUUGUUUGGAUCAAUUGAACUUCUCUACAUCUCAGCUUCUAUUUGCAAAGUUCCUGAAGGAGGGUGGAUCCCACUAGUGCUAUCUUUCAUUUUCAUGGGGAUAAUGUUCACUUGGAACUAUGGAACAAUGAAGAAACACCAAUUUGAUGUGGAGAACAAGGUUUCAAUGAGCAAGAUACUAUCCUUGGGACCUUGCUUAGGCAUGGUCAGGGUCCCUGGAAUAGGACUUGUCUUCAAUAACUUGACUUCAGGAAUCCCUGCCAUUUUUGGCCAUUUUGUUACAAAUUUGCCAGCAUUCCAUCAGGUUUUGGUGUUUGUGUGUGCCAAAUCUAUUCAAGUCCCUCAUGUCGGUGAAAAUGAAAGGCUGGUCAUUAGUAGAAUUGGUCCAAAAGAGUACCACAUGUUUCGUUGCAUAGUCAGAUAUGGCUACAAGGAUAUGCAACAAGAGAAUUACAAUUUUGAGAACAACAUGGUAUCUGCGAUAAUACAAUUUGUAGAAAAAGAAGAGGACAUUCGAGAACAAACACAUGAAUUGUCCAUGGAUGAUGCAAUGGAAGACCUUGGUGCUUCAUAUUCACAACACACUUUGAAUAGGUCAUGUUGUGAAAAGAAACAUGUCCAAUUUUCAAGUGUUUCUGGCAAUCUUGAAGGUCCUCCCCAUAAAGAUGAGUCUUUACAGAUUUUACAAGCUAAAGAGUCUGGUGUUACAUACAUACUUGGCCAUUCCUAUGCAGAGGCAAAAAGACCAUCCUCCAUGUUGAAGAAAUUUGCAAUAGAUGUUGUUUUUGCUUUUCUAAGCAAGAAUUGCAGAGACCCUGAUAUUGUUCUGGAUGUAGCUCAUACUUCCUUGCUAGAAGUUGGUAUGGUUUACCACGUCUAACUCUAACCUUAUACAUAGGUAUCCACAUAGAACAGAAUACUAGAAUAGUCAGUUUGUAAAUGUUGGUCUAAGACUAGAACAUUAACAAUGACUUCUACACGCCAAUGAUCAAGAUGAAAUGGUUGUAUAUUUCCCAUCA